AUGGCACCCGCCACCUUCGAGUUAGGGUUUCCCUUGCGCGACUCCUUGCAGGACCCACAGAUUCAGUUCUUGAUGCACACGCUGCAAGAUGUCCGCAGACAGCUGGCUUGUGAGCAGAAGCUGUGCGCUGGCCUGAAAGAGGAGUUGGCCACAGCGCGACUUCAUCUAACAUGGGUGAAGCACCUGAGAGUGGGCGACCUGAAUCAGCAGGCGCUGUUGAAGGAGGACCUUGCACGCGCAACAGAGGCUGUGGACGCGCGGGAUCAGAGUUCGCCUACGUGCAAGCAGAUACGCAAUGACGUGGACACCAACGACGAGUCUCUUGAGCAGCUACGCGGCCCAUCUGGGCAGGUGAUGACCCGUCCCGCUCAGUUUCAAUUUGAAGAACUACCGCAAGAGCUACUCCCAGUCCUCUUUGGGAUGUUUCAAGUGGCAGACAUGCAAUCUGUGCGCCAGCUUUGUUGCAGAACCUCGCGCCGUGAGGAUUGGGAAGCUUAUUUGCUCCAGGAUGAAAUGGACAGGCAAGCCGUUGUUCGUGGACUUUUUGCUUUGGCAUUUCCUUUGCGAUUUCCAAGCCUCGCCGAUGAGAUGACAUCCGCUUGCUCUCGUCUGUCUUGGCUGAUUGCCAAAGCCAAUAUCUUUGUUGUUCGCAAUCCUGCUUUGGUGCUUGGGCUGGUCCAAAGUUUGCUGAGCCAAGCGCUUGGAGGAGAAGCUUUGGACCAGAAAGCGGCUCUGUACGUUCUGGCUCGCUUGGCCAGGCAAUGCGACGGUUUGACGUCUGCUGUUGCAGAGGGCCUGAUUGAGUUCUUGGAUAUCGGCAUGCGAGAUGCGGAAAGCCAGGUGAUGUUGAUGGCAGUAGUUGACGCAUGCUGGAAACAGCUUGGCGAGCUGGACGCGAGGUGGUUUGACAAGUUUGCCAGCUAUGCCACACAGGCACCGCGGCCGAUCCGAUUGGCAAUUUUCCGCAAGCUGCGUGCAAAGGCGCAGGCAGCAGAGCCAAGAAGAUACAGGACAGCAGUUCCUGCUCUCCAAGAAGUUCAAGACGUUGAGGCGCAAGAGCUAUUGUCCCUUCUCCAGACCGAAAGACCCCUUUUGUAA
Messenger RNA from Symbiodinium natans, 1098 nucleotides. The record is from the annotation of a GenBank genome assembly. NCBI's taxonomy places the organism in Eukaryota, Dinophyceae, Suessiales, Symbiodiniaceae.